Messenger RNA from Bombus huntii, 9905 nucleotides. RefSeq names its product multiple C2 and transmembrane domain-containing protein (gene Mctp). Gene Ontology annotation, cellular component: synaptic vesicle membrane. Gene Ontology annotation, molecular function: calcium ion binding. NCBI's taxonomy places the organism in Eukaryota, Metazoa, Arthropoda, Insecta, Hymenoptera, Apidae. Gene Ontology annotation, biological process: regulation of neurotransmitter secretion. The record is from RefSeq and is a predicted model, not a curated record. Bases 307 to 3540 code for a protein of 1077 amino acids. The transcript is spliced from 9 exons.
GUUUAUAAGAAGAGAUUAACAGGAUAAAAAAUAAAUUUUACAAUUCUGUCAACUGUAACCAACGAUGAUCGACGUAACUAUCCUAUCGACCGUGGAGAAGGAAAGAAAUUGUCGGCGUCACGUCAGGUGGUGUCAAUUAGGCGCGUAUUCGCACGCGAAGACCGGAAAAAAGCGUUUAUUGGUCACAUAAUGUGUAUAUUCAAAAUAUUGCAAGGCAAGCGUUCCCACUCGAAGCACCUAAAAAAUACCAUUGCCUAGUAUUUUCAGUUCAUAACGAAUCAUCAUCCUACGUGACAGCUUUACAAAAUGAAGAAGAACGUAGAACCCAUGAAAUCUAAAACAGAUUCGAAAGAAACAACCAACGAAAAUAAUCAAGAUACGCGUCCGAGAGACUCGGCAGAGAGUCAAAUAUCAGACGCCGAGUCCAAACCGGAAAUGUCUGACCAAGAACCAACAGUGGUGGCACCACGGAGCGGAAGUAGCUUUUUAAAGCGCGAUAAGGUGAGUGACAUCCCUCUAAAACAAUUAUCGACCGAUUCAAAAAAUUCCUCUACGAAAACUCCCUUAAAGUUCCUGAAAAUAAUCUCGAACGAAGAAACUCAUGAAAAUAAAUGGAAAAAAUUUUGGGUUCAUCAUCGAGACAAGUUUCGACACAAGUCCGAGGAAGAUUUCACAACGAGGAAUCGAACUUUUGAAGAGAUGACGGCGGAAGUGGACGCGGUAUUCCGAAAGGCGAUUCGAAGCAUGCGAUUCGAUAGAUCCGAUACCGAUCGUCGAUAUGUUAACAUUGACGAGAGUUCUCCGGAAAAAAAUGCUGGCCAAGACGAUAACAAAAACACUGAAAGCAUUUCAGAGUUACCGCAAGCCGUCGAAGCGCCACCUCGAAGGUUAAGAUUGAGUACCGGCCGUAUAAAAGACCGCAAGUUCAUGGACGUUUUGGCAGGUGAGCAAGGUACCUUUAAGAAAAAAUCCGAGAAAAAUGAUCCCACUGUCAUAAUUUUUGGCGUGAACGAAGAAAAACAGAAAGAAAAUACAUUUAAAGCUAAUGGUGAAAUAUCUGAUAUUAAUUUCCUCGUAGGAAUCAGUGACGAGGAGAAAUAUGUUCGAUUGGAGAAUAAGAUUAGAUCGGAUCGUUCGACUAGAAGGUGGAGUUCGUUGGAAAAUUUAGCGAGAAAGGCGGAAAACGUUGGAGAAGAUUCUUCUACAAAUAGGAUAGAGGGUUUGUCGAUCGAAAGACCAGUUCGAAGCAAAGAGAAGAGAACGAUCGGAUCUUUGAGAUCUUCGUUGGGGAGGAAGAUGGGCUCUGUGGAGAGGAUCUUGGAGGAUCAGAUAGAGAAAAUAUGGGAGGAGAAGGUGGAGAAGCAUCCGUGGCUGCUGCCUAUAGAAAGUUGGAUUGUUGAACGUUGCAGGCCCUCUGGAACGUAUUCUAUCCUUCACGACAGGAAAAAUAGCGGUUUGAAGAUGGAGGAGGGGAGGUUGAGCGAGAAAGAGCAGAGUUUUGACUUCAAAUUUACUGCGCCUGAAAAGAAGGACGAAGAGGGAAGAAUAGAGAUUAAAUUGGAACAUUUAAAGAGACCGGAGAGAUCGGCAUUCGAGACUGCAAAUUUGAUUUCAAGGUUGAGGAAGUCUUCUUCUGAACAGUCGAAGGUAGAGGAGCAAGAGGUUUUGGACGUGAAGGACGUGAAGCAUCAUGAUCUGUUCGAUAAACUCAAGGGCAAUGUUAGAGAGAAAAUGGAAGAUAUUCAUAGGUAUUUCCAAAGGACCAAUCGAUUGGCGGACGUAAAUAGACGGUUAAAGUCACAGAUAUGGAGCUCCGUGGUAACGAUUGUUCUUGUGGAGGCGAAGAAUUUAUUACCGAUGGAUAUAGACGGUCUUUCGGAUCCCUAUGUCAAAUUUCGUCUCGGAACAGAAAAGUACAAGUCAAAAGUAGUGCACAAGACUCUGAAUCCCGUUUGGUUGGAGCAGUUCGAUCUCCACCUUUACGAAGAUCCUUAUUUAGGUCAAGAAUUGGAGGUCACGGUGUGGGAUCGGGAUAAAAGCCAUCAGGAUGACCUAAUGGGAAAAACGGUAAUCGAUCUGACGACGCUUGAACGUGAGACGACCCAUCGACUCUGGCGGGAUCUCGAGGACGGCUCUGGCAGCAUAUUUUUACUGUUAACUAUUAGUGGUACCACCGCUAGCGAAACGAUCAGCGAUUUAGCCGCACACGAAGACACACCUCGUGAACGUGAGCAAUUAUACCAAAGAUAUGCUUUGGUGAACUCGUUGCAGAGGGUACGAGAUGUUGGUCAUUUAACAGUGAAGGUAUUCAGAGCACAAGGUCUCGCGGCAGCUGACUUGGGUGGCAAGAGCGAUCCUUUUUGCGUCUUGGAAUUGGUAAACGCAAGAUUGCAAACCCAGACGGAAUAUAAAACGCUGGCUCCAAGUUGGCAGAAAAUAUUCACUUUUAACGUGAAAGAUAUCAAUUCGGUGUUAGAGGUGACAGUGUACGACGAGGACAGGGACCAUAAAGUAGAGUUUCUCGGCAAAGUCGCCAUACCUCUUCUAAGGAUAAGGAACGGUGAGAAACGAUGGUACGCGUUAAAGGACAAAAAACUGAGGGGUCGUGCCAAAGGAAAUUCUCCGCAAAUUCUUUUGGAGCUGAACGUGGUGUGGAACGUUGUCAGAGCAUGUGUUCGAACGUUAAAUCCCAAGGAGAAGAAGUACAUGGAACCGGAGAUAAAGUUCAAAAGACAAGUGUUUUUACGUAACGUUCUCAGGCUGAAGGCAAUCAUCGUUAUCGUGAUUGAUAUUGGAAAAUACGUGCAGAGCUGUUGGGAAUGGGAAAAUAAAAUGAGAAGCAUCAUCGCACUGGUCAUCUUUAUUUUGGGCUGUUACUACUUUGAACCUUACAUGUUUCCUGGAGUAGCACUCCUUAUUCUGUUAAAGUAUUAUCUGCUUUAUGGAGAUGGAAGCGGAUUCAAUCAAUGGAUUUCCGGACAGGUUGCAGUAAUAACCGGUACACCCUUAUCGCAUCAAUCGAGUUCCCACUUCCACGACGAGGGUGACGAAGGUCCUGCCACUCCUGGGGACGACGAUGACGACGAUGACGAUAAGGACAAAGAAGAGAAAAAAAGUCUAAAGGAACGCUUGCAAGCAAUUCAGGAGGUAACUCAGACUGUUCAGAACUCGAUCGGUUACAUAGCCAGCCUCUGUGAAAGAGUGAAGAAUCUCUUCAAUUUCACUGUUCCUUAUUUGAGUUAUUUAGCCAUGAUUUUGGCGAUCCUCGGUGUUGCUGUCCUGUAUUUCAUCCCUCUAAGAUACCUUAUCCUAGUAUGGGGCGUCAAUAAAUUCUCCAGGAAAAUUGUCCGGCCUCACUCGGUUCCAAACAACGAGCUCCUAGACCUCAUAACUAGAGUGCCCGAUGACGAGGAGCUCCUUAAUUACAGAGAGUUGAAACCAUUACCAACUGCCGACUGUGAGAAGAGCAGUACAUCGGGCAGUCCAGGUGCAUCGAAUUUAACGCGGAGGGAACAGAGGAAAAGGCAUAAGGCCGCGUAGCAGCAUGCCCCGCGGCCGGAAGUCGCGGGUCUACGAUCACCGAGCAUCCUGAGGACGGUCCUGCUGCGCCGUAAGAUGCGCCAGCGAAAGGGAUCAGCGGAGAAUCCGGAUGUGAUCGACAUAGACUGAGAAACGUUUUGUUUCCACUCGUAGUUGUCUAGCUAGGGGGGGAUUUUCAUCAUUCUAGUUUCCAGUCUAAUCUGGUCACGUUAAGAACACCUCGCGUGGUAUAUCUUCGAAGUCUGAACUGUUUUAUUCUCAGUGAGGGUAGUUUUACAUCAUAUUAUGAAGAGAAAUAGGAAAUAGAUAAGAUAUAGUUAGAGGAUGAAAGAGAUCAACCACCAGAUGGUCGAGUUCACUGUAAUAAGAAAGAGAAAAGAACAUUGUAAUCGCAAUAUUCAGAAGGAUUUCCGCAUUUUUAUAGCAUAAGAUAUUCAAAGUUUCAACUGUAUUCGGUAAUUAAAUACGUAUAUCCGUAAUAUAAAGUCGCUAGAUACGUUUAACGAACACGCUGGAAACAUUUGUCAAUGUUUACCAGGCGAUAUUUCUCACGACGAAAUCUCCGGGACAUACCACGCAAAAUUGUUAUUAGAUACUGUUUCGAUUCGAUAGUUGGAACGAGUCGAUGCACAAAUUCAUCUAGAAUUUCGUAAAAAGAAGCAAAUGAUAUCUUUUCAUUUAUAUAGUAUUUGUGGAAUGUGAACGUGCGGCACAUUAGUAGUUGUAUCGAACAACUCGGCUAUAAUGGUGUUGGUGAGUCUGUGUGAAUGAUCGUCGACAAGGAAGUCAAAAAUUUCCCAAUAACGCUCUCAUGAAAUUAACGACAGUAAAAUAUUGAAUUUUAUUCUGAAUAUAUAAUAUCUAUUUCCUUGAAAAUUAAAAAAUUCCAUAAAUUCGAAUGAAACUAGUUUAAUAAACAUGACGUCAAGAAAGGAAACAAGUUACGAUAAAUUAUCGUUUGACUUUCCUGUGUGAGAAAAAACGAAGGAAAACACGGAUAGACAAACGUUUUUGAAAGUAUAUAUAUCUCAUUUGGACGGAAGAGCCGCGUUUCAAAUGUAUCAAGACUCAACGAAGAAUGUGCGUUCGAUAGCGGUAUAUUAGCUAACAAUAUCGACGGAGAAGAGAUACCAUAGUCAUUUAAAGAAGAAAAAACGAGAAAAAUACGCGAGAAUAAUUCCCACUAACGGGCUAUCCUCGUCGAUCCGUUUCGUCCAUCGGUGUCGUAGAUAUAGCUGCUACAGAAUCGUUACCAAUGACAGAGAGAGAGAGAGAGAGAGAUAUUAACAAGUUUAAAAGAAAAAAAGAGGAAAAAAUAUAAAAAAAAGAAAGGAACAAAAAAAGACAAAUAUAGUUGUUCUACGGCGGUCUUAUUUAGCCGACAAAAUUCGCUCGACGAGUUGUUUCUUCCAUUUCAAGAACGACGAAUAGAAUCAGUUAUUCAACAUUCACACGUCUAAACUUUAUUCUAUAUACUAUAUUAUUGUAAAAGAAGAAAGUAAUAGCAGUUCGAUCGGUAUAUGUAGCCUGUUCUUAUUCGAGUCUUCGUGCUACCUCGUGCUGUAAUUAUCGCGUUAUAGUCUUACGAUUGUAAUUUUACUAUUCAACGAUCGCCGAGGAGCUAUUCGUCGUUCGUGAAAUCAGUUUAUUAUUUAGUCUUUUACCGUUGAGACCUCUCGAAGUGUCCUAAUGUUAUUUUCUUUAAAUAGUAUUUAAUAUUAUCGAAUUCUUCGUUCCAACGCACACUGUCACGCGUUCAUUCGCCUCCUCGAGCAUGAAUACAAUAAAAUUAACGUAUGCUAUAACGAGCAUCUUUGCGUGUGGAAAAUUGUAAAAAGUGACAGAGUUUCUCUUUACGGUUGAAUGAUAGAAUUUUAUUACAACUGUUCACGUUAUAGCCAGGAACAUAUCGCAGUUUAAAUAAAAGGAAAAUAUUCAAUUUCUAAUAGAAUCGUGCUGGGUAAUGGCAUUAUGCGAUUUCUUUGUACAAAUCAUGGUAAUUAACGAAGAAACCGUGGAAAAUAUUAGUCGUGCGUGAAGAUGUUCGGAAGAAACCGGAAAAAAGCAUAGAAAGGGGCAGAAAGUUUCUCCGACCAGUUGUAUUACUAUUUUUAUAACAAUAAUAGUUAUCGCUGUCCUCGUGACAAUAGUUUGUAGCUCUUGCGAUUAAAUAACGUUCCAGCCAGACCUCGUAACUUUCUUCAUUGUGAAUAUUACGCUGCGUUCUUUUUAUACCGGUUUUUCUCUCAUUGUGUAAUCAUCAUCAUAAUAUUGUCUCUGUAAAAAGGAAAAACUACGUUACUUCCGUUAUUUAUGUUCCAUUUCCGGAUAGUUACGAGCUCGCGUUGUCGCAAAAGCAAUAAUAGCCGAAUAAAGAUAUUAAUAUUACAAUUUUAAAAGUUGUACAUCAAGUGUUAUAUGAAAAAUAUGGUAAAAUUAUGCGAUGACUAGCAUGCGACUAGUAAAAGAUUCAUAAAAUAAUUAUAAACAAAGUUUUGUAUUUUCGAGUACGUUUUAAGCAAUUUAUUAUAGAGUAAAAUUUGGCUAAUUAGCGAUCUGUCAAAUGAAUGUGGGUAAAUCCGCCAUGGCAAACAUGCUUGAGGAGGGAGGCAAAACGCGUUGAAUUAAUUAUUCCUAACCGCGAUUUUACGGUUCGUGCCAGCCGAUGAGAAAGCUGAAAGGGGAAGAAGAGAUAUCGCUGAUCCAUUUUUUCGCUUUUCUAACUCGGAACAUCGCGGCAUCGCCAUUUUUUCCCAAGUCUUUCGUUAUCAUUUUUCUCGCUGUUUCUUGUAUUCGCAUGAUCGUGAGGUUCAUGAUGUCAGUAAAACGACAAGUGUUGUAAAAGAAAAUUGUAUCCUUCGAGUACAUUUUCACUCAUAUUUGACCCUUUGAAGCGUUAUAAAUAUUUUUUAUAUUUCAUUCGAAAUUUUUAUCUCCUUUUUAAUACAUUUGUACAAUAUUUUUAUAUAUUCAAUUAUACAUAUUUUAUUUUUUGUAUAUUUAUAAGGAUACAGAGAUACAAUUAUAUUGUUGAAUUUAUAAAUCUGCAAUUCUAACUUAACUGUAUAAAACAAAUUUAUUAUGGCAGCUAGUUCAGUCUUUUAAAAUGCAGUUUGUGUUAAGAUGACAAUUUCAGAUGAUCAAAAAAGAAGUUACUAACAGACUGAAAUUAUUUUAAACAAUUAAUUCAUGUAGACACACAGAAUAUUUUUUAACAUUUAAAUUUAUGAACCUACAUAAUUUUAAUAUCCUAUACGCAUAUUUACAUAUUUAUAUUCGAAAUAUCGAAAGAAAUUAUAAAAAUUACUAGAACUAGAAUUAGUUCUUAGGUUAUUAAAAUUAAAUAGAAGAUACUAAAAUUAUCCUAGCUAAAUCGUCGUUAAAUAACAUGAUCGGUCAACUGUGAAAUUGACGAAUCGUAAAGGAAUCGUAAUUGAAAUCAUGACUGAAAGUUCCGUUAGCGUAAUUCUAUCCUCAUCUUCCGUAUUUUAUCUUGGUAGGGAAUUAAAGAAACCAGACUAUAGCCGGAAGUAGUUCGCGCUUCAAAGGGUUCAAAUGUAAGUAAUAUCGGCCAUAAGUAUUAAGACAACUCUUGAUACUUAGUUAGACGCAUUUCACUGUUUUUAUUUUUGUUACAAAUGUGUUAUUUCACUCGCGUUACCUAUGUUUUAUAAAGUAAAAAACUAAGUGAAAUAAAACUUAUUUGAAUUAUUUAAUAAAAUCUUAUGGGUCGACAGAGGAGGUACUACUAUUUAUCGUUCACUGUCACGCGUUCCUACAUUCUUUUGCUUAUGUAUGUGACACUUUCGGGCAAUACGCGUGCUUAACUUUACGAUUGUGUUGGGCCUGCUAACAACCAAUCAGGCUAGUAUUUCUUCCACAGGACUUUCUUUGAAUUCAGCAAUAUAACUAAGUGUCUUAAAUAUGUACAUACCUAUGGUCAGCAGUGCAUAGUAACGUUUAUCGUCGAUUUUGGGCCUGAGUCGAGGGACAAAACGUAUAAUAUAGAAUACACUGAACACUUACAAGUGAACGUGAGAUACAUACGAAAAACGAGGGAAAAUUAGGCGAUUCUUUCUAUCAUGUAGAAUCUAAUCAACGAACUUUCUUCGUAAGUGAAAAACUUGUGAUAUUGCAAAUCAAUUUCAUUGUGUUUAGGUCGAGAGAUGUAGAGCGUGUGAUUUAAAAUUUCGUGACUAUAGCUAAACAGAAACUUUUCUUUUUUAUAGAUCUUAGGUUAACUUCGUUUUAUUAUAAGACGGACAAUCAGAAGUAUGAGUUGAUUAUUGAAUUUAUUGGUGUUGAUUUUCGGGAUUUUAAAUCACAUAGCUGAUAAGUUGGUGUGUUUUCUAUAGUCAUUCCAUACGACAUUCCUUGUAUUGAAAUUGUGUGGGUACGUGGAUUCACUUUUCCAUUUAUGUUUUCCAUGAAACUGUGAGAAUAUAUUCUCUUGGUAAAUUUUGUUAAAAUGCUUUGUAUUUAGGUAAAAGAUAAAUUUAAGUAACAUUAUAUUCUUUUUAAAAAGAUUAUAAUGAGUAGUGUGCUCAUGCAAUUUCAUUUUUCACGCAUUUGGUAACGUUUAAUCUUAUUGAAGCGUCGGUUGCUAAAUAUCAAAAGAAUAUACAAAGCACUCUUAACAAUAGUAAAUAUAAUUACCAACGAUAAUCUUUGUGACCAUAAGCAAUAAAAUACUCAAAACAGUAAAGGUUAGGAACAAUUAAUGUUAGUUGGACUACAAUAUUGGACUACAUAUAUUUGUAUUGUCUUCAUAGUCAUAUUUAUUCGUUCAAUUAUUAAGUUCCAUAACCUAAAAUUAAUUUACAAUUAUAACAUGUGAUUUAAAUCAUCCAAAAGCUAGAUAAUUACAAAUAAAUAAUGAUUAAAUUACAGUUUCUGAAGAUAGUGUGAGUAUCGAUCGACGCUUCAAGAGAAACUAUUCGCGUUCUACACCGUGGUUUUUCUACUCUUCCAAUUUUGUACUUCCAACAAGGUGUAUAAGAUAUUUCAAAAACAUUGCUUUCUCAAUUUUAAAAGAGACAUUUUCCUCCGUAUAAGCAUCUCACCGACAGAGAAGGAAAAUAGUUUUCUACGUCUGCUCUUGUAAUUUGAGCCAUUUCUUUCGGAACACAGUUGUUCAAGCGCAAACAGGGAAACGUAAAAAGAUACGAGCGGUCAUACAUUCACGCGUAUAUUCAUUAUUAUCUCGUGCACGCACUUUCAAGUUUGCAUGCUCCAGUUUCUUCGUGUUAUAUGAAUCUUCAUUAAAGUGUCUUAGCCGUUAAGAGGAAAGCAAGGCCGAAAUACAGAGAGACAGAGAAAGAGAGAGAAAGAAAGAGAGGAAGGCCAGGACGAAUUUGAUUUCCAUAAAAUCACACGAGGGCGCGUAUAUUUUUCCCGAAUUCUGUCCUCUGGAUGAGUGUUUUCUAUUCCUAAAACUGCAUUUUAUUGGUCGUUGAAAAAGUUCGUAGUGCUUUUAUUAUAAAUAGAGUAUAGAUUUUUAUGCAUUUAUGGAAAAUUUGGAAAUGCAACAGCAAUAUAUAAAAUGUCCAAAGUAUAGUAUCCUCUACAAUAUUUAAUAGAUAAAACAAUUUCUUAUUCAAAUUGCAGUUUCUUAAUUAUAUUCGUAAAAAUGUGAAUUUGCAUAAAUAUACAUAGUCUGAUUAUGUAUUUCUUUCAAAUAAUAAAACGAAUAAAUAUUAUUCAAAUAAAUAUCAUUCUUAGUUGGAUACUAAAGUGAAUUAAAGAGAAAUAUCGAAAAUUCGUUAAUGAACUAAAUCUUUCUUAACUUUCGCUACAAAUUUUCCGAUUCUUCAAAUACAAAUUAUACAAAUGUAAAUAUAAAUUAUAAAUUACAAGUUUCUAGAUGUUUCAAUUCAAUUCGAUUUUGUUUGCUUUUAUCGUAGUUGAACGAUGAAAUGAUAGUGAUCCAGAUGGCAGAUCGAUCGACAAUGCUCCGCACAGGUCUGUUCGAUAGGACAAAUGAACAUUAAAUUUAAGAUAAUUAGUCGAUAAUUAAUCGAAAUUGAAGUCACGUGUGAAGCAAAGAAGGUUCGGACCAAGUCCAGAUCGGUUGAUCUCGGUCGUACAAAAAUAAAUUAGAAAAAUAGACAAAAAAGAGUGAAAACUGGAAGAGACGAGGAUAAAGACAAAGCGAUAAAAUGUAUAGAUAUAAUCAUUAAUAUAUUAUUAUAUUAAAUUAUAUAUAUACAAACAUGCAUAUACAUAUAUGACUGUUAUUUAGAUCGAAUUCUGGAACUUGGUCAGCAUUCUCAGUGUUCCCGACAAAAAUGUACUUACGACAAAAGGUGAUAAGAUUCAUUAUUAUAUUCAUAAAAUUAAAAAUAAAGAAAGCUUUUAAUAUCCAA